This is a messenger RNA of Alligator mississippiensis (American alligator), 1625 nucleotides long. Its product is annotated as cytochrome b-c1 complex subunit 2, mitochondrial. Gene Ontology annotation, molecular function: metal ion binding. The transcript has 14 exons. Gene Ontology annotation, cellular component: mitochondrion. The record is from RefSeq and is a predicted model, not a curated record. The coding region runs from base 4 to 1461 and encodes 485 amino acids. NCBI's taxonomy places the organism in Eukaryota, Metazoa, Chordata, Crocodylia, Alligatoridae.
UGUAUGCUGGGGAGGCGGAGUCGUUCUCCUGUUACCGUCAUCUUUGUUUUUUCCCUGUGGCACCGCGGGCCGAGGGGUGUGGAGAGUAUGGAGGGGUUACUGGCCUUAACCCGCUCCUUCUCGAGGAGGCUGUACUCUCUCAAAGUUGCUCCUAAAGUUCAAGCUUCUGCCACCAAAGAGCAAGCAAAAUUGCAUCUACAGCCUCAGGAUCUUGAGAUCACAAAAUUGCCAAAUGGUUUAAUUAUUGCCUCCUUGGAAAACUAUUCUCCAGUUUCAAGAAUUGGUGUAUUUAUUAAAGCAGGCAGCAGAAAUGAAACCCCCAGUAAUUUGGGAACUGUACAUUUGCUCCGUCUUGCAUCAAACUUGACUACUAAAGGAGCCUCUUCUUUCAAGAUUACUCGUGGCAUUGAAGCUAUUGGAGGUAGCCUCAGUGUGAUCUCUACGAGAGAGAACAUGAUAUAUUCUGUUGACUGCCUGCGUGAUGAUGUUGAUACAGUAAUGGAGUAUCUAAUUAAUGUUACUACAGCUCCUGAGUUCAGGCCUUGGGAAGUAACCGCGCUCCAACCGCAAUUAAAGAUUGAUAAGACAAUUGCCUUUCAGAAUCUGCAAGUUGGUGUUCUUGAAAACUUACAUGCUGUAGCUUAUCGGAAUGCUCUUGCAAAUUCCAUGUAUUGUCCAGAUUAUGCAGUUGGGAAAAUCACACCUGAACAGCUUCACCACUUUGUACAGAACAACUUCACAAGUGCACGGAUGGCUCUAGUGGGAAUAGGUGUAAGCCAGUCUGACCUAAAACAGGUUGGAGAGCAAUUUCUAAAUAUCAGGGGUGGAGCUGGUUCUUCUCGAGCUAAGGCACAAUAUCGUGGAGGUGAAAUCCGAGAACAAAGCGGCAAUAGCCUUGUCCAUGCUGCUGUAGUGGCAGAAGGAGCUGUUCUUGGGAGUGAAGAAGCAAAUGCUUUUACUGUCCUUCAGCAUGUCCUAGAUCCAGGGCCUCUUAUCAAAAGGGGAAGCAAUAUUACCAGCAAACUAUUCCAAGCAGUUGCUAAAGCAACUAACUUACCAUUUGAUGCUUCAUCAUUUAACGUUAAUUACUCCGAUACUGGACUCUUUGGGAUUUAUGUCAUAUCUCAAGCUUCGGCAGCUGGAGAGGUCAUAAAGGCUGCAAUGGAUCAAGUAAAGGCAAUUGCUCAGGGAAACAUCACAGAGGAAGAUGUCCAAAGGGCUAAAAACCAGGCAAAAGCCACAUAUUUGUUGUCACUUGAGACCACAGAUGGGUUGCUGAAUGAAAUCGGCUUGGAGGCAUUGGUAUUUGGUACGCACACAUCCCCAGCUGGUGUAACUCAAAAGAUUGACUCUGUAGCCACUGCUGAUAUUGUGACUGCUGCAAAGAAGUUUGUUAAUGGGAAGAAAUCAAUGGCAGCUACUGGAGAUUUGGGAAGUACCCCUUUUGUUGAUGAGUUGUAGAAUGAAACAGAAUUGGAAGGCAGAUUCCAAAUGGACCUCUACUAUCAGUCGGUUAUAUUCUAUAUCAACUACCAAACCUGUUAUAUAUGAAUUCGGAUGUCUCAAAACAUUAAUCUGAUUACUUGUGGGCUUGCACAUAUUGAAUUAAAUGCUGAAUUCAUACA